GAGCGAGGGCUUCGGAGAUGAAUGAUAAGUGUGGACACUACCAGAUGGGACAGACGAUGAAGGUGUACAUCGACCCGUUUACCUACGAGGACCCGAACGAGGCGGUGAGGGAGUUCGCCAAAGAGAUCGAGGCGUCCUUCGUGAAGAUAGAGGAGGUGAUCGGAGCAGGUGAGUUUGGCGAGGUGUGUCGCGGGCGGCUGAGGGUCCCGGGCCGGAAGGAGAACUACGUGGCGAUCAAGACUCUGAAGGGCGGCUACACGGAUAAGCAGAGGCGGGACUUCCUGUCGGAGGCGUCCAUCAUGGGUCAGUUCCAGCACCCCAACAUCAUCCACCUGGAGGGCGUCAUCACCACUUCCUGUCCCGUCAUGAUCCUCACCGAGUUCAUGGAGAACGGAGCUCUCGACAGUUUCCUGAGGAUGAACGACGGGCAGUUCACCACCAUCCAGCUGGUGGGGAUGCUGCGUGGGAUCGCGGCGGGGAUGAAGUACCUGUCCGACAUGAGCUUCGUCCACCGAGACCUGGCAGCUCGCAACAUCCUGGUCAACUCCAACCUGGUCUGUAAGGUGUCAGACUUCGGUCUCAGCAGGUUCCUGACUGAAAACUCGUCCGACCCGACCUACACCAGCUCUCUGGGAGGAAAGAUUCCUAUUCGCUGGACGGCUCCCGAGGCCAUCGCCUACAGGAAGUUCACGUCAGCCAGCGACGCGUGGAGUUACGGCAUCGUCAUGUGGGAAGUGAUGUCAUACGGAGAACGGCCAUAUUGGGACAUGAGCAACCAGGAUGUGAUUAACGCCAUCGAGCAGGACUACCGGCUGCCCCCGCCGCCGGACUGCCCCUCCUCCCUGCACGCGCUCAUGCUGGACUGCUGGCAGAAGGAACGAGCCAACCGGCCGAGGUUCUGCGACGUGGUGGCGGCGCUCGACAGGCUGAUCCGAAACCCCGCCUCUCUAAAAGUGACGCAUCAGGAGGGUCCGAGCCCGUCCCAGCACCUGUUGGACCAGCGCGUCCCCCCUCCCCUCUCGGCCUGUGGUUCAGUCUCCGAGUGGCUCCGAGCCAUAAAGAUGGAGCGAUACGAGCAGAGCUUCCUGCAGGGCGGGUUCACCAGCCUGGACAUCGUCUCGCAGCUGAACACUGAGUGAGA
Messenger RNA from Micropterus dolomieu (smallmouth bass), 1141 nucleotides. RefSeq names its product ephrin type-B receptor 4b-like. Gene Ontology annotation, molecular function: transmembrane-ephrin receptor activity; ATP binding; protein binding. Gene Ontology annotation, biological process: axon guidance; protein phosphorylation; central nervous system projection neuron axonogenesis. The coding region runs from base 18 to 1139 and encodes 373 amino acids. The transcript has 9 exons. Gene Ontology annotation, cellular component: neuron projection. NCBI's taxonomy places the organism in Eukaryota, Metazoa, Chordata, Actinopteri, Centrarchiformes, Centrarchidae. The record is from RefSeq and is a predicted model, not a curated record.